GGGGAAGAGACGCUCGGGGCGGGAGCCAGCCGGACGGGUCGCUCCGGCUCUCCGGGGACAGGAGCUGCCCGGCCCUGGAGAAGGGGCGAGUCCUGCGCGAGCCCCCGGGAAGCGCCGCGCGCUCCAAAGGGACGGUCGGGCUUCCCCGGCCCGCACUGGGCUCGGCGCCGGGCUCCCCUCCUUUCCACCUCGGGAGGAAGGGAAGGAGGGGAGGGGAAGGUCCCGCGGAGGGGGCAGAAUGGCCGGACGAGGGGGUCUCCAGCGCUUCUUUUUCCCAGAGCUGCCUCCACCCCUGCGGCUACCGCGAGGGCCGGCCUGAGCCGGAGCUGGGGGUCAGCGCAGCCCCCCGGGGCCGGGGCAGCGGCGCCAGCAUGUCGUCCGGAACUAUGAAGUUCAAUGGCUAUCUGAGGGUCCGCAUCGGCGAGGCUGUGGGGCUGCAGCCCACCCGCUGGUCCCUGCGUCACUCGCUCUUCAAGAAGGGCCACCAGCUUCUGGACCCCUACCUGACGGUGAGCGUGGACCAGGUGCGCGUGGGCCAGACCAGCACCAAGCAGAAGACCAACAAACCCACGUACAACGAGGAGUUCUGCGCCAACGUCACCGACGGCGGCCACCUCGAGCUGGCCGUUUUCCACGAGACCCCCCUGGGCUACGACCACUUCGUGGCCAACUGCACUCUGCAGUUCCAGGAGCUGCUGCGGACGGCCGGCGCCUCGGACACCUUCGAGGGCUGGGUGGAUCUGGAACCAGAGGGGAAAGUGUUUGUGGUGAUCACCCUAACUGGGAGUUUCACUGAAGCUACUCUCCAAAGAGACCGAAUCUUCAAACAUUUUACCAGAAAGCGCCAAAGGGCGAUGCGAAGACGGGUCCACCAGAUCAAUGGACACAAGUUCAUGGCCACAUACCUGAGGCAGCCAACCUACUGCUCCCACUGCAGAGAGUUCAUCUGGGGAGUAUUUGGGAAACAGGGUUAUCAAUGCCAAGUGUGCACCUGUGUCGUCCAUAAACGCUGCCAUCAUCUAAUUGUUACGGCCUGCACUUGCCAAAACAACAACAAUAAAGUGGAUUCAAAGAUUGCUGAACAGAGGUUCGGAAUUAACAUCCCACACAAAUUCAACAUCCACAACUACAAAGUGCCAACCUUCUGCGACCACUGUGGCUCCCUGCUCUGGGGGAUAAUGCGGCAAGGGCUUCAGUGUAAAAUCUGUAAGAUGAAUGUGCACAUCCGAUGUCAAGCCAACGUGGCCCCUAACUGUGGGGUGAACGCAGUGGAGCUCGCUAAGACCCUGGCAGGGAUGGGCCUCCAACCUGGGAAUAUUUCCCCAACCUCGAAACUUGUGUCCAGAUCAACCCUAAGACGACAGGGAAAGGAGAGCAGCAAAGAAGGAAAUGGGAUUGGGGUUAAUUCUUCCAACCGACUGGGUAUUGACAACUUUGAGUUCAUCCGAGUGCUGGGGAAGGGGAGUUUUGGGAAGGUGAUGCUUGCGAGAAUAAAAGAAACGGGAGACCUCUACGCUGUGAAGAUUCUAAAGAAGGACGUGAUCCUGCAAGAUGAUGACGUGGAGUGUACCAUGACCGAGAAAAGGAUCCUGUCUUUGGCCCGCAAUCACCCCUUCCUCACUCAGCUGUUCUGCUGCUUCCAGACCCCUGACCGUCUCUUCUUCGUGAUGGAGUUUGUGAAUGGGGGCGACCUGAUGUUCCACAUUCAGAAGUCCCGUCGUUUUGAUGAAGCGAGGGCUCGUUUCUAUGCUGCGGAGAUCAUUUCGGCGCUCAUGUUCCUCCACGAGAAAGGGAUCAUCUAUCGAGAUCUGAAACUGGACAAUGUCCUGCUGGACCAUGAGGGGCACUGCAAAUUGGCAGACUUUGGCAUGUGCAAGGAGGGGAUUUGUAACGGAGUCACCACAGCCACCUUCUGCGGCACACCCGACUAUAUUGCUCCAGAGAUCCUCCAGGAGAUGCUGUACGGGCCGGCCGUGGACUGGUGGGCCAUGGGCGUGCUGCUCUACGAGAUGCUGUGUGGCCACGCACCCUUUGAGGCAGAGAAUGAAGAUGACCUUUUCGAGGCCAUCCUGAAUGAUGACGUGGUCUACCCGACGUGGCUCCAUGAAGAUGCCACAGGGAUCCUAAAAUCCUUCAUGACCAAGAACCCCAGCAUGCGGCUGGGCAGCCUGACCCAAGGCGGUGAGCACGCCAUCCUGAGACAUCCUUUCUUCAAGGAGAUCAACUGGGCCCAGCUGAACCACCGCCAGCUAGAGCCGCCUUUCAGACCCAGAAUCAAAUCCCGAGAAGAUGUCAGUAAUUUUGACCCCGACUUCAUAAAGGAAGAGCCAAUUUUAACUCCCAUUGAUGAGGGACAUCUUCCCAUGAUUAACCAGGAGGAGUUUAGAAACUUUUCCUAUAUGUCUCCAGAACUGCAACCAUAGCCUCCCAGAGAGUGAGAGGGAUGGUAAGGAGACUCAAAAGGGAAGAGAGAUUUUCUGGGUAUUUCCUUUGUGGGAAUUCCCUUGCAUCAGCCUUAGAACAAGAGCCUUACCUUCGAGGGACAAAUGGAGAACUCCGAAGGACAGACCUUGAAGAGAUGAACUAUUUCAGGAGGAGCCAUGAUACUGGAAAUAGUUGACACCCAAAUGACAUUUUAUAAGGAAGUAUACCGUUCAACCUAUGAGUAUCUGUGGCUAUUUCAGGCUUGGGAUAUUAACAGGUGCCAAGAGGAGAGGAAGUAUGAAGAAUAAACUAGAUUCUAGAACUUCUGAGCCAAGCAAGCUUUUUACAUCAAGACACAGAUUACAACUUUCUAUAGGCCACCUUGUUCUUUAAGCCAACCAACUCCUGAUGCAGCAGUCUGUAAGAAGCCUCUACAGAAUUUAAAGCCAGUAAAGAAUUUAAAGGUCUAGUAAAGGAAAUAAAUGUUUUUCCAAAUAGAUUCGCGCUGAAGUAACAAAACAACAGUAUUCCUAAAAUUCAGCCACUUAAAGCCUGCUCUUGAAGGUAGAUGCUGGGCAUCAAGACAGUCGCCACAGUUUAUUUUUUAUCCUUACUUUCUCUCGUAUCUAUUUAUUGAGUUUCCAGUGACAGGGGCCAUGCUACCAUAGAUCAUACAUUUACAUUUAUGAAGCUUUCAUUCAUUCUGGAGUCUACUGACUGACUUGAAUGGUGUUUGCAUUCUGUGAAAUGCCUCUCCACGUUGCAUAUGGCACAAUUCCUCGUCUGUACAUCACUCUUUUUUCAGAGAAAGAUCACUGCCACAACAGCACGAUGACUAGCCUGCUGACCUGGGGAAUCUGAUCACGUCGAUACCACUCCGGGCUCAUCAGCAAAGAAUUGCAGGCUACACGUGUCAGUGACCCCCACUUACGGAUUAUACAUUAGCAGUUUAUUUAUGUUUUAAGAGACAAAGAUGUUUGUUUGAUAUACGCUUUAAUAAUUAGAAAUGGAUCUUGUACACAGGGAAUAUAUCAAAGACAGACAUUAUAUGUACCCGUAUAUGCAGUUGGAGAAUUUUGGCUGGAAAUAAACGCAUUUUGUAGCAAAA
This is a messenger RNA of Nycticebus coucang (slow loris), 3532 nucleotides long. It is a transcript of the gene PRKCH, whose product is annotated as protein kinase C eta. Gene Ontology annotation, molecular function: diacylglycerol-dependent serine/threonine kinase activity; ATP binding. The transcript has 14 exons. The record is from RefSeq and is a predicted model, not a curated record. NCBI's taxonomy places the organism in Eukaryota, Metazoa, Chordata, Mammalia, Primates, Lorisidae. The coding region runs from base 372 to 2423 and encodes 683 amino acids. Gene Ontology annotation, biological process: protein phosphorylation.